This is a messenger RNA of Branchiostoma belcheri (Belcher's lancelet), 2467 nucleotides long. Its product is annotated as fibrillin-2-like. The record is from RefSeq and is a predicted model, not a curated record. Lineage: Eukaryota; Metazoa; Chordata; Leptocardii; Amphioxiformes; Branchiostomatidae. Gene Ontology annotation, molecular function: calcium ion binding. Bases 39 to 2375 code for a protein of 778 amino acids. The transcript has 19 exons.
UUGAAUGCACAAAUAACACCCUGGCACAGAAGGGCUACAUGUGCGGCAGCUGUCCACCUGGACUAGUGGGAAAUGGAGAGACAUGUGAAGAUGUCAGUGAGUGUGAAACAGGUGAACACAACUGCAGCCAGGUGUGCAGGAAUAAAGCAGGUGGCUUCACCUGUCACUGCUUCCCGGGCUACCAGCUGGACCAGGACAACAACUGCAUCGACAUCAAUGAGUGUCUGGUGUAUAACGGUGGGUGUGAGCGGUCCUGCAUCAACACUCCUGGCAGCUUCCACUGUUCAUGUGGAGACGGGUACAGACUGGGACAGGACAAUGCAACAUGUGUAGAUUAUGACAAGUGCGAGUAUGUGAACACCUGCACACAGCGCUGCAUUAACCAGAUUGGCUACUACACCUGCGCGUGUGACGAAGGCUUCCACCUGCACACUGAUGGCAAAACAUGUCUGCCUGAUGUUCCCUGUUCUGAGGAGAACACCUGUAGCCUGGCACCUGCAGGUGUGUGUGGGCAGGUGGGAGGGCAGGACAGGUGCAGCUGCACCUCAGGAUACUCCCUUCACAUGGACCAGGCCACCUGCAUAGACAUUGAUGAGUGUGAAGAGGUGGAUGGUGUGACCUUGAACCAGUGUGAUGACCUUGCCAUGUGUGUGAACACCGAGGGUAACUACAGGUGCCACUGCAAGGGUGGAUACACCACUACUGAGGAUGGAAGGACUUGUGAGGAUGUGGAUGAGUGUGCUGCAGACAACGGGAGCUGUGAGCAGGAAUGCCACAACACCGUUGGCUCGUACUGGUGCUCCUGUCGCCAUGGUUACGAGAUCGGACCUGAUGGAUACUCCUGCAUUGACAAGGAUGAGUGUGUCCUGCCUGAAGACAACACCUGUUCCAGCCAGGCUGAGUGUAUCAACACGGUGGGUGGGUACACCUGCAGGUGUCUGCCUGGGUACGAAGGGGACGGACUUAUCUGUGCAGAUGUGGACGAAUGCUCAGUUGGAAAUGGUGGCUGUGCAGGCACCUGUGAGAACACCAUGGGCAGCCUGAGGUGCCACUGCCGACGUGGCAUGAAACUUGGCGCCAACGGACGGGACUGUAUCGACAUUGAUGAGUGCAGCCGACCAGACCUGAACGUUUGCAGAGGUGUGGCCCGAUGUGUCAACACCCUGGCCAGUUACUACUGCACCUGUCCUGAACAGUACGACUUGAUCAGGGGCAGACAGUGUACCAUUAAGAGUGGGUAUGAGUGCAUGUACCCCCAGAGAGCAGACUGUGACCAUGAGUGUGUGAAGAGGCCAGGCCAGGGCCCAGACUCCUGUAUGUGUCAUGAGGGGUACAAGCUGGUCAACGGGAAGGACUGUGUCGACAUCAACGAGUGUAACGUGACGUCCACCUCGCCUUGCGGUGAGAACUCGCGCUGUGUGAACACUCGGGGCAGCUUCAGGUGUGAGUGCUCCACCUCCUUCAAUAUCAAUGACAUCGACAACAUGGCCUGCACAGAGAACAAUGGACAUUGGGGUUCGUGGGGCCAGUACCACGUCUGUCAGAAGCACUGUGACUACUCCGCUAUGACCCGCCGCAGACACUGCAACAACCCCGCACCAUCAUUCAACGGUGCCCCAUGCAGGGGCUCUGGAACGCAGACGGUUUUGUGCGCCAAGUCCAACUGUGAAGUUGACUGGGAUGCUGAUGAAAAGUCUGUCCAUGUGACCUUUGAAUCCAUGUCUGCUCUGGAGUGGGUCCAGAAGGAGGAAGAGUUUCGGCGCCUGGUGGUGAACGCUGUGAACCAGUACUGUGAGAAGGCCUGGAACUUUGCUGCCUGCUGCCCUACAACUCCUAAUGGGACAAGGCCUGGAUCUGGUCAGCUGGUGUCAGGGUCACAGGUCAAGUUCGUCCCAGGAUUCCCCAUGGUGUUCGAGGAAGAACUUGAACUUGCGGUGGUGGUGACCCCUCUGAAGGUGAACGACCUGUGCUCCAGCUGGGAUGAGAGCCCACAUUAUCACAACAUCCGUCCCGUGCCCACCUUCACCCACCUGGACCAGGACGUCCUGAGGGCUGCACUCAGCGCACACCAGGAGAGCUACGACCACGAGGGCAUGGAAGGGGUGAUGGGCAGUAGGGUGGUGAAGAUGACCCUGGGGACAGGACUGCUCCCGGACGAGCCCUACCCUGCCGGCUGGAUGAUUGGGGUCAUUGUCGUGCUGUCCAUCCUGGGAGUCGGACUGGUCAUCGGAAUCGUGGUGGCCAUCAUGAAGCAUGCUAUCCCCAACAGCCUGCCCUACAGUAAUGAGUGGGACAUCGACAGCACCAGUACCAGUGAGACUGACAUCGGGGAGGCCUGGCCUAAUCCUAACGUAGUCGGGUCUUCUGACACCUAAGGAGCUGGUCACAUUUGUCGUAGGAUCGUCGUACGAGGAUAUUUCAAUUUAUUCAAUUUUUUUUCAAUUUAUUCAAUCAAGCAAAAUUGUAC